AUGACCAUUCCUCUACAGCGCUUCAUCCCGCUUUUGGUAUUGGGACUUUGGUGCCACACCGCCUUCGGCCAAGUCCUCAACACCGGCGCUUGUUGGAUUCGUCCGACCGGUUGUAUUCUGAAUUGUGCUAGUGGAUUUUCGUGGGGCUUCGGUGGGCAUUGCUUGUGCCUUUGCUACGUGAACCCGUGCACGGUAAGUAAGGAUUGUAAUGAUCAAUUUGUUUUCAGAAUUACCCAUGCUUGCCAGGUCAAGUUUGUGUGGUUAAAAGUGGAUUCCCACAAUGUAUAAAUGGAGGUAACCAUUUUUAUUUUUAGUGCUUUUUUUAUUUUUUGAAUUCUUUUAAAGUUCGCUUUAUUGUACUUCUUUAAUAAUCACCGUUAUGCAAAUUUCAGCCGUGUCGGGCAUUGAAGUGCCGCGUACCACUCCCUUGAUCUCCCACCACCACCAGACCAAUCUGAUCGGGGAAUGUCCCCUCCUCAGAGGUGGUGAUUGUUCCCAGAAUUGUAAAACUGAUCACGAUUGUCCAAAUGACUUCAAAUGUUGCCACAAUGGCUGUGGAAUGGAAUGUGUACAACCAGUGGAAGUGGCCCCAGUGAAGGCGGCAUUGCCCAUUCUUCCGAUCUCGGGCUCUUCGAGUAAGACAAACACAACAUUGAAGGAAUUUUAAUAAUUGCAGAGUCGACCAAAGUCUCCUCGAAGUGGUGUGAUCACUUCGCGAAGUACGUAAAUAAACUGCCAAACAAGUAUUUGAAUAACGGUCACGUGCCCGAUUGCAAUGUCAAUGGAGAUUUUGAAGCAGUUCAGUGUGACACAGUAGGUUUUUGAAUAAAUCCUUAUAUAAAAUACUAAAAAAUGUAAAAGAAACCUUUUUUUGAAUCAUUUGUAGCUUCCUUGUAGACCUCUGAUGCUAAGAUACAUUUCAAUUACCUAAAUUUACUUAAAACAAUAAUAAAUUGUCAUUUCAGCAGUCCUGUUGGUGUGUCGACGUCUUCAGCGGCAUCGAGCUUCUGGGAACAAAGCAGAACAAAUAUAAGCGGAACGAAAUGAACUGUCAAGGUAAGGCGCUUAAUGCAAAUUAAGUAUUCUUUCAGAUAAUACUCGUUGCGAACAACUUUGCGAGGAUCAAAGUUGUCUUUACGGCUUAGAAACCGACUUCAGAGGAUGUCCUGUAGCAGGCUGUAAAUGCAAAAACAUCUGUGACGGUGUUCGGUAAGAAUUAUUGAAACAUAUAAAACAAGAAUUGAUGUAAAAAUGUAUAACAUCCGUUGCAAAACAGCAACAUAAAAAACAUUAUCUGAAUUUGAGGUUUUACUCAUGAAUGAUAUAAGAAAACAAACAGAAAAACAUAAUGAAGUUUCCACAAUGUAUUUAUUUUACAAUACAGUAAUGUAUAUUUUAAUUCAUUCUUGAGGGAUACCUUUUUCUCAAAAGCACGUUUUUGGAUACAUUAAACCUGCAUCAAAUCAAAAUUUAAACAACCAAACCAAAAAUUUUUCAGAUGCCAAGAUAGUGUUAGCGAGUGUCAACUUAAAGAAUCUAAAUGUAAAAACUGUCCUCCAGUCCCAAUCUGUAAGUUUUUGUACCCUAUUUAAUAUUCCUUACCUUUCUAUUACCUAAAACAAAUAAAAACUUACAGGUUUGAUCAAUCCGUGUCCUCACGGUCUCAGAAAGCUGGAAAAGGGAGUAACAGCCUUGUGUAUUACCGACAAACAUUGUGGUAAAGGCUUUUGGUGUAAUCCGGUAAGGGACAAGAUUUUGUUUUGUGACACUUCGUUUCAUUUAGAAAAUCUGUCGUUUCGACGGAUUUUAUAGAAGACAAAAUUUUGUUUUCAAGGUUUUUUACUUUUUUUUUUAUUUUUAAAGUUCAAAUGUGUUCAUUGUAAAAGCGUUCUUUUAUAAUUAAAAAAAAGUAACAUUUUAUUCUAUUUUGGUAUAUUAUACUAGUGUUCCGACCCAUUUAAGUUGAAAGUACAAGUUUUGAAAAGUUUGUAAAAUAAUAUAAUUAAGUCACAGCUGGAUGAUCUUGUUUAUUGUAGGUUGGUUUUGGUGGGAAUGGCUUUUGUUGUUCCGAUCCCGAGUCAGCGCGGAGGUCGGGCGAGUGCAAGAAUGUCGGGAUUCAGGAAACUCGAUGCAAAUCCGAAUGCAAAGCAGAUUCCGACUGUGCCGAUGCGGAAAAGUGCUGUUUCAGCGGGUGCGGAUUGAAAUGCACAAGUCAUUUUAAUAAUAAUGCUGUUCAAGUGCGAACACACAAGAAACAUGACAACAAAUGUAAGCAAUCACAAUAUACGAAAAACAUCUUUUAGGUUUGAUCAUAACUUCUUUCAAAAAGCAAGAUAAAAAUUCUUUUUUUGUUUUUUUAUUAACAAGUACAAUCUCAAAAAAUAUUUUUACAGACCUGUUCAUAAACUUGUCACAAUGUCCAUUACCAUCAAAGGAACGAUCAUCUACAGUAUGUUCCACUGAAUGUGAGACCGACAAUGAUUGUAAAGGUAUGAAGAGAUGUUGUGUUGAUGGCUGUUCAAAAAAGUGUACGUAUCCGAGCAAGACGACAUCUUGUCUCCACUCUGCCAUAACCUCAGAACUCUUCUCUACUAUAAUAUUGCCCGAAUGCUCAAUCGAUGGAUACUUCCAGCCAAUUCAGUGUAAUAGGAACUUUUGUUAUUGUGUGAACAGAGUAACUGGGAUAGCCGUGCCUGGUACUCUGGUACCAAAGAAUAGAACUCCGAACUGUAAUCGACCGAGAAGUUGUGUGAGGCAAGAGUGCGACUGUCAGUUUGGGUCAGAACUGGAUGAAGAUGGGUGUGAAACUUGUGAAUGCAUCAAUCCUUGUAAGGAUGUGGUGUGUCCGAUUGGCAAUGUGUGUAUUAUGGCUGAUGUGGAGUGUCUGUCAUCUUCUUGUCUUCAACAACCUAGGUGUAGGUCAUUUUAUAUUGUUGUUAUAUUCUAUAAGGGUUAUUAUUGACAUGCUAUCAAUAACCAUAAGGUGGAUUUAUUGUAGUAAUUUGUUAAAUUUAAAUUUAGGUGUGCCAAAUGUAUGUUCAGGAAAGCCGGAGAUAUCUAUAGAAGGUUUCGUAAAGUCGUGUAACAGAGAAUGUUCUUCUGGCUACACCUGCAAUAAUGUUGGAUUUCCCGGUCAAGGAGGUAUAUGUUGUUCAGAAAGGAAUCAACCAGUCAAGAGAUUUGGUAAAUGUUUAAAAGAAUCGGUCGAUUUGUCUCCAUACAGCCAUUGUCAUGUGGAAUGUAGGUCUGACGAUGAAUGUAAACUAAAUCAGAAGUGUUGUUUUACUGGAUGUGGAUUGAAGUGUCGAGAAGUCGAUCAGGGUCAGAUGCUGACUCCAGAAGUCUCAAAGAGUCACGUAGUACCUUCAGAGACGUCACAGAAUCACGUCUUGUUUCCGGUACCAUCUACAGUACGAAGCGGAGUUGUUGUGACUUCGAAACUGGCUUCUAAAGUUGGACGAUGUGGGAAGCCUUCUGAUUCUGCUCAGUGCAGAAGUGGACACGACGAAUGUAAGGUAGAUCCUGAUUGUGGAGGGAUUCAGAAGUGUUGUAACGAUGGUUGCUACAAGAAAUGUUUGUAUCCAGAAGUCACUACAGCUUGUCUACAUCUGCGGACGGCCUUUGAGAGACUUGGGAAGGAUGACACUGUGCGGUGUAAUGAAGGUAAAACUUUGAAAAAUAUUGUCAUACUAUCGAGGACCAAAUACAAAACUUAAGAUAAGCCUUUUGAAUUUAAGCUAAAAUAUAUUAUGAUAAGUUACAGAUGGUUCAUUCAAAACAAUGAAUUGUGAUGAAAAUGGUUGUUACUGUGUGGAUUCUCAUGGUCAAGAAGUUAGUGGAACUCGAGUUGAGGCUGGCACAAAGCCUACUUGUGUAUCACGUAUAUGUCCAGCCAAUGACUGUCUUAAGAGCUGUGCUCAUGGUUAUGUUAAGGACAAAAAUGGGUGUAACACUUGUGAAUGCAUCGAUAUAUGUCGGGUAAGGGUACUGUAACAUUCAUAACUUAAUAUUUCUAAAGUUAAACUACGUUAAUGGAAUGUGAUAGCUCAGUUGCUUUACUAAGUUAAUACUAUAAUGGCAUUAUUUAGGGAAUAAAGUGUCCCAAUGAGUUUGUAUGUGUCAGUGAACCAGUUGAAUGUAUCGGUGAUACAUGUGUUGAUGUACCCAAAUGUGUUCCAAAUGUGUGUUCUACUACUCCGGUAAAAAGUAGACAAUCUGGUAUGGUAGCACGAUGUCAUUCUGACUCUGAAUGUCCUCUUCAAAGCACUUGUCGAACGUUUGGAUUGUUAUCCGGAGUGUGUUGUUCUGGGAAACGUAGGUUAAUAUUGUUACUUAUUGAUUUUUUAUAUAUUUUACAGUGUUUUCUCAUUGUUUUUAAAAUUUUGGAAUUUACGGUGUUAUCAUACUGAAGUUGAAGUUCUCUUUGCAUAUUUAAAUUUAGACAAUCACCAACACCCAGGAGCCUGUCCUAAGCCGUCUUCUCAGAAUCCGAACUGCAAACAAGAAUGCAAAGAUGACGAUGAUUGCGGCACUUCAAAGUGCUGCUACAACGGUUGUGGCACCGAGUGUAUGGCAGUAACACAAACACAGAGUCGUGGUAUGUUUACAAAGGGCUCGGUCUAUUAUUUUAGGUCGGGAAAAGACACUCACUCUUCGGUCUGAAUGUCCUACAGUACAAGAUCUGGGCGUAUUAGUGUGUGGCAGAGAAAGAGAGAACAAGUGUGAUGGAGGUAAGGAUGUCUUGCUAGGGAGAUAGGUUUAAAAGCGUUGGAAAAGAUAUUAAAGAUCUUAAAAAUGGUGCAAAAUGUCUUAAAAAAUGGAAAAAGAAUUCAAAAUUUUUAAAUGAAUUUAUGUUUCAGAUGACAGUUGCUCUUCUGGAUUGUCAUGCUGUUUUGAUGGUUGUGUUAAAAGUUGUGUGAAUCUGUACAGAACAACUCAAUGUCUACAUCAACAAAGUGCCAUACAAGCCUUAAUUCAGUUUGGUAAUGUACAUCUGAAGCUUGUGAGUGUUAUGAUUUUUAUCAGCAAUAUCAAGUACAAUAUGCAUUUUAAGCUAUUGGUUUUUACAUUAUACUUUAAUAACUAUUUUAUAAAAGUUUACUGUAAAUAUACUGUUUUAGCCUUUAUGUGAGCUGAACGGAGCUUUCUCCCAGAUUCAACGGCACGGUGAGCUUCAAUGGUGUGUAACAUCAGAUGGCAAUGAACUUCCAGGUACAAGAUCCAACUCCGGCUCUACUGACUGUACUAGACCUCGAAUCUGUCCGACUACAGUAUGCCCAUUAUCUUGUGAUUUUGGUUACAAACUCGACCGUGAUGGUUGUGAAGUGUGUGAAUGUCACGAUCCAUGUCGCAAUGUAGAAUGUCCUCUACAUCAUGUUUGUCGCUCAGUACGAUCAGAGUGUACGGACUCAGUAAAGUGUGGUUAUGUACCUAAAUGUAUACCUAAUGUGUGUCCUCGAGGUGAUCCGUUGACGAAAGGAAGCGGGUCGAAGCUGUUGGAAUGUAGCGACAAAGAUGGCAAAUGCCCUCCGGGAUGGUCAUGUCAUCACUUUGGGUUCGAGAAGAGGAGUUACUGUUGUGCUGGCAUUGGUGUGUUAUCUAAAAGCGGUUUUUUGAUUAUUAAUUAAGAUAUUUUUGUUUGAUUAUUCAAAUGGCAGUGAUUUUUUUAAAAAUUCUAUUAGUGUUUUAGGUAUGUUUAAUACACGGCAAUGUCCGGACGUUUUCUCAUCGUUCUCGAAGAGCCAGAAGACGAGGAACGUUGAAUGUAAAGGAGAGUGUUCUAGCAAACGGCCGUGUUGUUUCGAUGGUUAUGGUGUGCGAUGUCAAGAAGAUACGAUAGAAAAUGGCAGAAUUAUCAACAAAAAUGAAAGUAUGUUACGAUUUUUUACUGUAGCAAAAGCUUUUUGCUAGUAUAAUUAAAUGAAAAUUAUAAAUCAAUGUUGUUUAGUACAAUAUCGCUUCAGAUUAUUGAAAAAUAAUGUUAAGAUCACCUUACUUUAGGCUCUGUAACAGCAUCAGUAGCCUUGUCCCAAAACCAGCUUGGCUCCUGCCCAGCCAACCGCUUCCACAAUCCCGGCUGUCAGCAAGAAUGCUUCAAAGACAGCGACUGUCCUGACCUCCAAUUGUGUUGUGGAUUUGGCUGUGGUAAAAGAUGUCUCUUCCCCGAUAUUACCCACAACUGUGUACAUCGAAUGGCAGUGUUGGCUGAGGAAAUUAUAAAAUACGCCAGUUUGGGGCCAUUAGUAUCUCGUAUAACAUUCGAUGAGGACCAGUUCACAAAAUGCAGUUCAAAUGGUGAUUUCAAGGAAAUACAGUGCGAUAAAAGGAUACGACAGUGUUGGUGUGUGGAUAAGAUAACUGGCAGUGAAGUUGUGGGUACGAGGAGUCAGGUGGACGCGAGGGGAGAGCCCAAUUGUCAAAGUAGGUUUAUUUUAUGAAAAAGUAGGUACUACUUUGUGCACUUAAACUUUUUUUUGUAUUAAAAGUGACAUUUAAAAGUGUAUUAGUACCUUUUUACUAUUUUUAGAACCACGAAAAUGUUCUACAAAGUGUGACGCCGAAGACUUUGGCUGUGAUCACGGUAUUAGACUGGACAGUUCUGGCUGUCCCUUGAAUCAGAAAUGUGAAUGUCAGAAUCCUUGUGAACAUUUUCACUGUGCCGUUCCGAAUGAAAUUUGUGUUCUGAAAAGGACCAAGUGUCUGAAUCAAGAACAAUGUGUUACACAACCAACUUGUCGACCAUCCACAUGUCCAGGACAUCUGAAUCCGAUGAAAGACUCUUUGGGUAUUGUGAAGAACUGUAGAAGUGAGAAAGACUGUGGCAAAAGAGGAGAGUGCAGAUCCAUGGCUACCACAGACGAUCCAGAAGGUCAUCGUGUGGGAAUCUGUUGUGGAAUGGAGGAGGAUUCUGUAGUCAUUGCUGCGAGACCAAGCUUGCAAUCAGUGUCUAAAGGAGUUUGUCCACCACAAGAUGUUCAGUUGAGAGAAGAUAAGUGUGAACAACACUGCAAUAUUGACCAUGAUUGUGAGGGAAACAAGUUAUGUUGUAGCUAUGGAUGUUCUUCAAGGUGUAUUAGUGGGGUGGCUGCUACACGUAAGUUAUUUAUUGUGGCUAACUUAAUAUUUAUAUUAAAUUAUGUGAUUUUUUAAAACAUUUCUGAUUGAUUUUAAUGGUAACUUGGCAUUGACUUUUCAUAGUAAUUAUUAGUAAAUAGGUCAUUUUAAGGUUGUCACAACUUGUACAACGCGAUUCAGAAGCUUUUAAGUAACAACAUCCGAACCACGCUAUCUUCACCGUUAUGCGAAUCAGAAUCCGGUCGUUUCAUGAAGACACAAUGUGAUGACAAAGGCUAUUGUUGGUGUGUGGACAAAGAGAAUGGCAUAGAAUUAGUGGGUACACGACAGUUUCAGCCUUCUACAGAUGCCUGUAGCGGCCCACGGAGAGAUUGUAUCAUACAAUGUAGCUUGGAUGAAGUUAACAACUGUCCUAUGGGGUUGGAUUUGAAUUCAGAAGGCUGCCCGAAGACUUCACAGUGCAAGUGUUACAAUCCAUGUAACCAAGUCGAAUGUCCAGAAUCAGAGGUUUGUAUUCUGAGACAGAAAGAGUGUGACGAUGAUGUGUGUCUUCCAGUUCCUGUUUGUAAGUUUUGGUACUAUAUUGGUCGAAAAGUAUUUAGAAAAAAUUAAGGGUAGAAAAUAUUGUAAAUGGCAUUUUUAUAAAAUUUUUGACAUUUGUUUGUUUUUUUUUAUUUAGAAGUAUGAUUUGUAACCAUAAAGCUAUAUGUUGUAGGUGAGCCGUCACCAUGCAAAUCGGGCUAUCCCUUGAAAGACGCAUCCACCAACACUCACUUUAGUUGCUUCAACAAUGUAUCUAAACCAUGUCCCCCAAGUUAUCAAUGUUCAGGUCUAGAUAAGCAUAGCAUUGGCGUUUGCUGUCCGGCUUCAGAUCCGACGCUUCUGAAGGCAUUUGGAGACGUUUCUUGCCUUCACGGUACACCGUUCAUAGCCAGAGAACGGCCGACGGUAUGCUCGUUAAAAGAGGCCAGUACGUGUCCGCUAACACAUUAUUGCGUAUCUUCAGACGAACAACACGGAAUCUGUUGUCCGACUAAACGUGAGUUAACGUGAUUUGUCAUUAGGGAAAUAGGGUUAUGGUAAUAUAGGUAAACAAAAACAGUCCUGAUGAUAAGGGUACUCGGAAAAUUGUGUUUUGUACUGAAAAGUUGUAUACACGGAAGUAUUUUGCAAAAAAAUAUAAGUUAUGUAAUGUGCUAGUAUAUCAUACUAAAGCCUUAAAAAUCAACUCAAUAUACUACAUAUUGUGAUAAAGUUAAAUGUAAACCAUCUUUUAAGGUUUUGUGUGUAACUUGGAGCUAGACAUUGGUGGCUGUAACAACCCAACAGAACGGUACUACUUUGAUUCCGACAACCAAGUGUGCAAGAAGUUUGUUUACAGUGGCUGUGAUGGCAACUUGAACAACUUUGAGUCAGAAAAAGAAUGUCGCGACUACUGUAGAGGACUGAGGAUGGACGAAGCUCUGGAUGAUACUGGCAUGCAAUACUAUCAAAUUGGAUUCACUUUUACUGGGCCAUUGAUGCGACAACGACAUACCGAAGACUUCACCAACAAACUUAAAGACUACAUUAGGGACACGUUUAAUGUUGAGGGAGAUGACAUUAGGGAUCUGCUGGUGCAGGAUGACAAUUCUGUUAGGUUCAAUCUGGUGGCACAAGACGCUCAGAAGAAGGCUGAUUUCAUAUCCAAGGCUGUAAGUUGGAUCAAAAAGGGAAAUAUUGUUUGUAUGAUGAGAUGGAAGUUUGGUUGAUUAACAUAGUGCUUUUUCUAUUUGUACUAAUAUAAUAGUAUUUUGGUUUCAGAUUGAGUCAGGCCAACUGUAUUUCCGCUACGGCGAUCAAACUUACCAUGCUGAGCCUACAACGUUGUUUUCUCGACUGGUCGAUUCAAAUAGCUCAAGACUCAAUGGUCCUUUAUAUUGGUGUAAGUUAUAUUUAGUAUAUUUUGGUAUGUUCAAACGUUUAUUUUUUAGGUAUCAAGCUUUUUAAAAUAUUUUAUAUUUGUUUCUUAUUUAUGGAUGUUAUCUAGAAAUUUAAUUUGUUGUUUUAGUACUGUUGAUAUCAUCCGGCAUUGUGUGCCUUAUCAUCAUUUUUACGUUAUUCAUGGCUUGUGUAAGUUUUAACAAAAAUCAUGUUUUUUACUUUUUCUAGCGUCCUAGCCCUGAUUACAUUUUAUCUGGCUUGUAGUAGUGGUACUAGUUUUGUAGUUAUUUGGUACAAGCAUUAGAAAACUUAAAUGUAGCUUUAGUAUGUGAGUAUUAUACUGUUUUGCUUCUGCAGAUGUUUGUGCGAUCCCGAUCGAAGCGUGCGAACAGUGUGAUAAGAGGAUUAUCACCGAGCGAGUACGGCCAAAUUAG
Messenger RNA from Bursaphelenchus okinawaensis, 9431 nucleotides. Lineage: Eukaryota; Metazoa; Nematoda; Chromadorea; Rhabditida; Aphelenchoididae. The record is from the annotation of a GenBank genome assembly.